ACAAAUGUUAUAUUAUUUAAAAGAAUUGAGAUUUAAAGAUUCUAUUUUUUUAGUUAUGUAAUUAUAAGUACUAUGUACUAUAUGCUUGACGUUUAGUAUACUUUUACAUUAUAUAGUUUGGAUUUUAAAACAUAAUAGUAUUUUAUAAACGUAUAAUGAAAUAGGAAUUGAAUCUAUCACUUCUUAAAUAUUUUAGAUCGAGACUGUGAAUCGAUAAAUAUCGAUAUUAUUUAUAAUUAAAGUAGUGUUAAAAAGGUUAGGUAAUUAUAAACUUUUCGUUUAAUUUCUAGUAAAAAAUCUAUUUGUGAUAUUUAAAUUUACAAAAGAAAUUAUAUUAAAUAACGAAAGAUGAAAGCUUGGAAAGAAUCAGCAAGUUUAAUUCUAGCUGCACGUAAUGGAAAAAAAUAUAAUCGAGCUUUGCCACCUGUAGUUUUUCAGUAUAAUUACAAAUUAUUGUGUUUGAAACGUCAUCGAAAUUCAAGUUUUUAUCCAGAAUCUUAUGUAUUUCCUGGAGGAGUCACGCAUCCAGCUGAUGCCGAUUUAAAAUGGCAUGAAUUGUUUCGUACCUUUGGUUUCGACACCAACAGCUUCAAUUUUCUUGUUCCAAAUACUACUUUACGUCCACAAAUAUUUCAAGCCAAGCCAGACGAAUUACCAAAAGAAAUUUCAUUGCGUAUCACAGCUAUUCGCGAAACUUUUGAAGAAUGCGGUAUUUUGCUUUGCAAGCAAGUUAAAAGAAAUGGUAUUCUUUCCAAUUGGGCCAAUACUAUACCAAUUCCUAAAGAAGAUAUACAAGAUUGGCAAACCAAAGUACAUGACGAUGCUACAGAAUUUUAUAGAAUGUGUGAAAAGUUAAAAUGUUACCCAGAUUUAUGGUCCCUGCACGAAUGGAGUAAUUGGUUAACACCAACAUACUUUACUAAAAAACGUUAUGAUACAAUUUUUUAUAUAGCUUGUAUGCCAUUGAUACCAUAUUCCAAUUACGAAACUACUGAAAUGGAAGAUAUAAAAUGGGAUACACCAAAAGAUAUGUGUGCAGCUCCAAAUAUGAUAAUGGCUCCACCGCAGUAUUAUGAAAUUUCAAGAAUAGCCAAGUUUGAAUGUUUGGAAAAUUUAUUGGACUUUGCAAUAGAGAGAAGUAAACGUGGAGUAGAAUUAUAUCUACCGAUUACGGUAUUGCUACGAGAUGGAAAAAUAUCUAUUUUACCUGGAGACUGUAUGUAUCCUGAAAAUCCUAGUUUGACUGAAAAGUUAAUAAUCGAUAAAACAGAUAUAACAAUAGCUGAAUUCGAAGAGAUGUCCCAUGUAAAGAAUAGAAUUAUAAAUUUUGAUUUGGAACUAAGUAAGGUAAUAGUUCAUAAUUUUGAUAGUACAGAAGGCCACAUAUCACCAAUGCCUUUUGAAAAAGUUUAUAUUAAAUCUUUGGAGAAAAAGUAAUAAUUAUUUCUUAUAAGAUAUAUUAUGAUCUUACCUAUUCUGUAUAAUUAUGUUUUUAGAAUAUAUAUUUUGUAACAGGGAA
This is a messenger RNA of Polistes canadensis, 1519 nucleotides long. Its product is annotated as nucleoside diphosphate-linked moiety X motif 19, mitochondrial-like. Gene Ontology annotation, molecular function: hydrolase activity, acting on acid anhydrides, in phosphorus-containing anhydrides. NCBI's taxonomy places the organism in Eukaryota, Metazoa, Arthropoda, Insecta, Hymenoptera, Vespidae. The coding region runs from base 349 to 1437 and encodes 362 amino acids. The transcript is spliced from 5 exons. The record is from RefSeq and is a predicted model, not a curated record. Gene Ontology annotation, cellular component: mitochondrion.